This is a messenger RNA of Rangifer tarandus platyrhynchus (Svalbard reindeer), 1026 nucleotides long. NCBI's taxonomy places the organism in Eukaryota, Metazoa, Chordata, Mammalia, Artiodactyla, Cervidae. The record is from the annotation of a GenBank genome assembly.
AUGAGGCCGGCCAGUCCCAGCGAGCGGCCCAGCGGCCUUCAGAGCUGGAGAGGCCGGCUGGGCCAGCAGGGCCUCAUCGCGCCUUCGGGGCCAGCCCUGCUCGGGGACGGACCUCGCCUCGUACUGGAAGCUGCAGGCUACGAGCGGCGUCCUCUAGGUCCCCGCACGGUGUGCAGCACGGCCCCGGCCGCCACCGGGCAGCAGGCAGCCCAGCACGGCCGCGGGGAGGGCAAGGCUUGGGCCAGCAGUGCCCGAGAGCUGAGAGCCCAGCGGGGAGGGGUGGGAGAGCCGGGACGCGGACAAAGACACCCGUACCUGCCGGCGGAGAGGCAGGACCAAAGGAAAGCGGAUUCCACUGGACACACGUGCGGCCUGGGCGGCCGCCCCCGCAGCAACAAACAGCUGGGGAGGCGAGGCUCCCGGCCGAGCACAGAGGUCCCCCUAAACUCCAGGCCCAGGCAAACCCCUAACUCACUUGUGUUCACUGUGACAUGCCCUCCUUCCCGCCACAUCUGUGCGUGGGCCGUGAGGAAAGGCCAGGGCACCGGGAGGCGAGGGUAUCUUCGGUGGCGCGGGCAGCCAGCCUGGACCAGGCUCCAGGGCAGAGGGCGCAGGGCACGCAGUGGACGCUGCCGAGGGGACGGGGAUGCAGGUCCUGAUGCUGGGUGGUCAGGCCGCCUUCAGGCCCUCUGCUCGAUUCCCACUGGCUCCAGAGAGGAGGCCUGGAAGCGCAGCGGCCGGGAACCGGAGGGCACCACAUGGACAGCACCGCGGAAGGCCAGCAAAGCUGCCUCGCGCGGGGCUCCCGGGAUUGAACUCACGGGGACCGCGGAGACCUGCCUGCUGGGCACCCUGCCCGCUGCCCGCCUCCUGGAGGCAGCCCUGGAAGCCUCGGCCACGCCCAGCUCGGGCGCGGCCCGACCCGCUGUCACUGCCGCACGGAGCUCCCGCGACGGAGACCGCGGGGCCGCUGCUGACGGCCUGGGGGGUCCCGGCGGGGCCGUCCUCCGAAUUCCCCGGAGAUAG